Messenger RNA from Podospora bellae-mahoneyi, 1429 nucleotides. RefSeq lists its product as uncharacterized. NCBI's taxonomy places the organism in Eukaryota, Fungi, Ascomycota, Sordariomycetes, Sordariales, Podosporaceae. The transcript is spliced from 2 exons. The record is from RefSeq and is a predicted model, not a curated record. Bases 259 to 1341 code for a protein of 360 amino acids.
CAUUGUUGGCCGAAGCUAAAAGCGCUAUGGAAGAGAACUCCAUCAGAAUUAUGAUCUAGACCACCCAGAACCAGGUUGUCGGGGUCAUAGCGCAUAUGCAAAGAAUUUGAAGUAAGAUUGCGCUCAAGGGAUCAGUGGCAAUGGAAGCCUUAAAACAAUGUGUCUCUUUGCUGUUCUUUUGUUCUUCUUGAUCUUCAGCUUUUCUCGAAGCCGUCCAUUCGUUCUUUUGAUCAUAUCAUUCCAAGCCACUCCUUCAACAUGCUGUCCAAGACCGGAAGUGGCGUCCUUCUCCUGCAAGCCGCAUCCCUUCUCUCGGGCGCGGCAGCCCGUUGCCUCCGGACCUGCCCGGCCGAUGACCCGCUUCUCAACCUCCUCCGUUCCGAGUCGGCCCCCUCCGACUUCUGCCGUGACUUCCUCGGCCUUCCUGUUUCCACGCUCGUAACAACCGUCACCCCAACCGUCGUAGCCACCGUGACCGAAACCAGCUACGUCACCGAGGUCGUCACCGAAGUCGACACGACCAUCACCGUCACCCUCCCUGCCGACGAGUCUCCCAGCAUCACCGUCACCGUCACCCCCGCAAAGCGUGACAAUGCCUACCCAACCUGGCUCCCAACCAGCUACGGCGAAAAGUACAUCUCCCAAGCCUGCUCCUGCCUCAGCCUCCCCCCCACCAUCAGCACCGUAACCUCCACCGCCGAUGCAGUCACCCUCACCGACGCAACCACCAUCACCGAAACCACAACCGAAACAAUCCACACCACCGCCAUCGCCACCGAAACUGCCAAGCCCGCUCCCAAGCCAGUCAAGCGCAUGAUCAAAAUCGAGGCUAUCCGCAAAAACGCGGGUACCCCCCUAGGAUGGAUCCACAACAGCAACGGUCCCGCCAUCACAAACAGCAACAAUCAGCAGCCUACUUUAUUCGAAUUCAACCUCCUCGAGAACGAGACUGUCGGGUCCCAGCUGCGACUGAGCUCCUCGUUUGGCCCGCUUGGGUUUAACAAGGAUAGCCAUCCUAGUACUAUCGUCGAGCUGGAGGAUAAUUAUGGUUCUCUCAAGUUUGUCGCGCCUACUGAGCCGGGGGCGGUUCCUCAGACGGUGGAUGGGGGGAAGAACAAGUACGCGAGUGAUAUUUGGAGCGUUGAUACGGAGACGAGGGAGAUUACCUGGCAGUGGGUUGCUACUGAUGGAGGGGCUCCCGAUAUCAAGCUGUACCACGUGUCUGGCCGUCUUUAUCCUGUUGGUGAUGUGGAGAGGUUCAUGUACGCUACUGGCAAUGCUAUUGGCGCGAGGGAGGAGGUCAGGUUGGUGUAUACUUUGGUUGGGGAGUCUGUUUUGUAGAUUUCUUUGGUUGAGGAAUAGAGUUGGUUGUCUACUUUGUUUGGAGCAGCAAGUCAUCGUCAUUUUGCAAUUGAAUUGUCUUUUGUGA